Messenger RNA from Knipowitschia caucasica, 270 nucleotides. The record is from the annotation of a GenBank genome assembly. NCBI's taxonomy places the organism in Eukaryota, Metazoa, Chordata, Actinopteri, Gobiiformes, Gobiidae.
AUGAGAGCUGACAUCUCACAUCACGUGUGUUCAUCAUCCACGCGGCAAGUGUGGACCGUCCAGAAACCACUGGAACCUCAACCCGGGGGGAGGGCAUGUGUUUUCAGAACCGGGUCAGAGGAGGGACAAGGGGGGUCACACAAUGGAGAUAGGACUUCAGUGUUUGUGGUUUUUGUAUUCCCCGUGGCCUCGGUGGGUGUGCUCACUUUAAAGGAGCCAGUGAACUGUGAGGACUUGAGACAUGAGACCGUCCCGCCUGCCUCCCCCUAG